Messenger RNA from Medicago truncatula (barrel medic), 2695 nucleotides. Its product is annotated as protein ARV 2. NCBI's taxonomy places the organism in Eukaryota, Viridiplantae, Streptophyta, Magnoliopsida, Fabales, Fabaceae. The record is from RefSeq and is a predicted model, not a curated record. The transcript has 10 exons. The coding region runs from base 1636 to 2391 and encodes 251 amino acids. Gene Ontology annotation, cellular component: Golgi apparatus; cortical endoplasmic reticulum. Gene Ontology annotation, biological process: regulation of plasma membrane sterol distribution; intracellular sterol transport; sterol metabolic process.
UUCUGGUUUUUUCGCCUACUGGCUGUUUUGGUUCUCUGCUGCGGUUAGGUGUUUUUGUUCCUGUUUUUCUUCUGCUGUUAUUUGCGCUGCUGUGUAUUGGGGCAGUAGGCUGGGUUUUGAGUGGCUGUUUUGUCAGUUAGGCGGGCUGCAGCAGUGUUUCUGCCAUGCUGCUAGGACAGUUAGAGGGGUAUUGCCUUGUAUUGCAAUUAUAGGGGAGUGCUGCUAUGUCAUUUGUAUUUGUAUUGUUCCCUUUGCAGGCUGAGUAUGUCUUUUACUAGCUUUUCUUAAUAAAAUUUUCCGUUUCAAAAAAAGAUCAUGGGGUGAGGUUGUGCACAUUUGUUUUACCCAUAGGACCCAUCAUGAUGGACCUCAUGAUAUUUGACUCCCCUUUAUUAAUAAUUGACUUAAAGUGUUUUAGGGGUAGGAACGUGUGCAACGAGUUGUUUAGUUGUGCUCUAUUUUGAGUUUUUGGGUGCAUUUGGUUAUAAGCAUAAUGCAAGAAAUAACGGUGUGAAAAUCUUUCUUGUCAUAUUCUUUAGGAGAAGUGUCGGAGAUAUAAAAAACCAAUUUUGUGCCUUCAUAUAGUUUUACAAUUGGUUCUUGGAACAUAUCAACUGUCUCAAUGACCAAGUAUUAACAUAAGGUAUAGUGGGCCUAUGCAUUUGUCCAAGCUUUGAGCAUAAAAGGAUUUUUUUUUUUGUUUUUGACAUUGAGCACAAAAGGAUCUUACAUGAAGCGCAUAUUGGAGAUAUGAAAACUAAACCUGUGCCUUACCUAACAACUUAAUGCUUGUUUAGAUUACAGUUAGCUCUUCCCCAACCAAAUCCUAAUUUAAGGCACAUAGUACCAUGUCUAAUUGUUCUGUGUUUGACAAAUUGCAUGACUUGAAAUUUUUACACAUUCUGUUUUUCAAAUAGAGUCAAUGUGUGUGGGAUUUGGUUCUUUCAAUGAGGGGAAUAAGAAAUUCGAAUUUGAGCUGAAUACAAUUCUUCUAUCAUACCCCUUUUGGGUUCAAAUUUAAGUCUUUGCUGCAACAUUGGAUUUUCAAGCUCGACUCAAAACUGGUUUCUUUUUCGGAGAAUAUUUUAAGGCUUUCAUCUAACCAUUUUGUGUGUGUGUGUGUAUUAAUGUAUAUAUCUAAUUUAACUGAAAGUAUUGGUGCUUAUAUUAUUCUUUAAUGAUGGUUUGAGAUCUAGAGACUAGGGCCUAGUUUUUUCAAUUUGUGCGAUAUCAAUCCAGAACUGAUGAAACACAGGUAAAAACAUGCAUAAAACUUCAUUUUUUCAAAAAUAAAAAUAAUUAAUUAAUUUUUUUUCAAAUAAAAUGGAAAUGUUGGGGCCUGUGGGCCAGCUUUAGCCCACAGGGCAUUUUAGAUUGUGUUGCUUAUAUGAUUGCGGGCUCCUUGGCUUUGGGGUUUUUUUGUCCCCUAAAACAUGGGUUGGGGUCAAGCUUUGUGGGUUUGCAUAAAUUGACAGCUCUUCCUGUGGAGAGGAUACAUACAAUGGCAAUAUUUUCAGUGACAUAUUGAAGUGUAGUUGCCAACAAACAUUGCUUCAGAUUCAUGAAAUGCUGACAAUUAUGAAACUGCAAUUUUGAUUGAAGCUGGGUUUCUGGAUUGUAAUUUUAUCAUCACCAAUGGGUUAUAGAUGUAUUCAGUGUGGUUUUACCAUCAAUACACUUUAUUUUCAGUAUUCUCCGGGUAACAUUCGCUUGAUGAAAUGUGAGAAUUGCAAGGCUGUGGCAGAUGAAUACAUAGAAUGUGAAAUCAUGAUUAUUGUAAUAGAUAUAAUACUUCACAAACCGAAGGCCUAUAGACAUCUUCUUUACAAUGUAAUCAAUCAAGAAGCCAUGAAGUUUCAGGGACUACUCUGGAAAUUGGCUGUCAUUUUUCUUCUUUUUGAUGCAUACAGGUAUUUGAUCUUGGAAAGCAGCAAGGGUAAACUGGGUUCAUCAAUGAGCUACUCAUCACUAGUGUCGAUGUGUUGCAAGAUGCUGAUCGACGUCUGCUUUGGGAACUUUAUGUUUCUUUUAACCUUCUUCUUUAUGGUCAAGAUGUUUCUCCAUAUAUCAAUCAGUGUCUCCAGAUGCAAUGACAUUUUGCUUGGUCUCCUGAUUUCAUGUUACUCCAAGAUUUUUCUUAUUGCCAUGACGGUCUGGGAAUUUCCAUCUUCUGUGAUCUUCAUUAUUGAAUUAUUUUGCUUAUCAUCUAAUGCAGUAGCAUUAAAAGUGAUGACGGAGUCAAGUAUGAGUCGAUGUGUAUGGACCUGCUUCAGUGCAUAUGCUAUCAAGUUGUUUUUCAUUCAGGCACCUGAGCUCAUAUUGUUGGGGAAACUAAUGCAAGGCUGGAGUCAAAUGCCCUUCACACUGUCUUUAAAGUCAGUUUUUGUUUAGUUUUUGUUUGUUUCUUUUAGUAGCAAUAUUGUAUGGCCAAUGGCUAUUGUGUUUGUGAACUGUAUGUCUAAAUCCUUCACUUUCUUUUUCCUUAAAUUUGAUUUGAACGAUGAACUUUAUUAGUUUGUUCCUUGUUUAUGAUGUGAAUGCUUGCAUGAGGAUGGUUUACAGCGAACCAUCAUGGAUAACUAUAUUAUAAAUCGUUGAGAUUCAUCGGUUGUAACUUGGAUGAUUGAGAUUCAUAACUUAGCCAGUGUAAUGCUACCUACACAAAUAUUAGUGGAAUUGUACACAUGUGGUAACA